Molecule: messenger RNA, 2577 nt
Organism: Austrofundulus limnaeus
Lineage: Eukaryota; Metazoa; Chordata; Actinopteri; Cyprinodontiformes; Rivulidae
Product: eukaryotic peptide chain release factor GTP-binding subunit ERF3A
Exons: 14
Coding region: 254-1984 (576 amino acids)
Molecular function (GO): GTP binding; GTPase activity
Source: RefSeq, a predicted model, not a curated record
GAGUAGCACGUCGGCUGAGGGACGCAUUAGCUCACGCGGAGUGUUUCUGGGAGUGCUGAGUCGAAUAUCUUGUGCGAGGAACAGCAGAAACCGGCUGUUGUAUUUCAUUCGAAUUGGAAAUAAAACAUUAGACAUCGAGUUCGGAAACUUUUAGUUACUCUAAGGGGUGACGUUAACGUCGUGAUYUGGACGGACUUUCACAGUGAACRAAGAACUGCGUAGCUUCAGUGAAAAAUCCGAGCCGAGAAGCACGAUGGAGCCGAGAGACACUGCCCCUGAUUCCUGGGAACAAGAGGACGAUGUGGAGGCCACCGUCGACGGACAACUCGAGUCAGCGUUUACAAAUCUGAACGUGAACGCUAAACCGUUUGUGCCCAAUGUAAACGCGGCUGAAUUUGUCCCAUCUUUCACCGUAAAAGCACACUCGGAAAAUUUCAGUUCUGCUGUUGCUGAUGAAAAAAUAUUCACUAUGGAGGUGUCGGAAAGCACUGUUCCUGUAGAGAACGGCGAUGCCGAGAUGACAGCAGACGAGCCGUGGGACCAGAAAGAAGCAGAGCCAAACGAGGAGGAGCCGGGAGGCGUGGACCGAGGGCYCGUGGAGUCUUCAUCAACUGAAGAGAUGGCUCCAGAGAUUAUGGAGGAGGAAGAAGAAAUACUUGUGCCAAAGAUUCCACCUGUCCAACCAGACGCUCCCAAAAAGGAACACAUCAAUGUUGUGUUCAUCGGACAUGUAGAUGCUGGAAAGUCUACAAUUGGAGGACAAAUUAUGUAUCUAACGGGCAUGGUGGACAAAAGAACCUUAGAGAAGUACGAGAGAGAAGCAAAGGAGAAGAACAGAGAAACCUGGUAUCUUUCUUGGGCGUUGGACACCAAUCAAGAGGAAAGGGACAAAGGCAAGACAGUGGAGGUGGGCCGAGCAUACUUUGAGACUGAGAAAAARCACUUUACUAUCUUAGAUGCUCCAGGCCACAAAAGCUUUGUCCCCAACAUGAUCGGAGGUGCAUCACAAGCAGACCUGGCUGUUCUGGUGAUCUCUGCCAGGAAAGGUGAGUUUGAAACUGGAUUUGAGAAAGGUGGACAAACAAGAGAGCAUGCCAUGCUGGCAAAAACAGCCGGGGUCAAGCACCUGAUUGUUCUGGUGAACAAAAUGGAUGAUCCUACAGUCAACUGGAGCCUGGAAAGGUACGAUGAGUGUAAAGAGAAAUUAGUGCCAUUUUUGAAAAAAGUUGGCUUCAACCCGAAGAAAGACAUUCACUUCAUGCCAUGCUCUGGGCUAACAGGAGCUAACCUGAAGGAACCCACUGACAUGUGCCCUUGGUACACAGGUCUACCAUUCAUUCCUCACUUGGACAGUUUGCCAAAUUUCAACAGAUCAAGUGACGGCCCUGUCAGAUUGCCCAUUGUUGAUAAAUACAAGGACAUGGGGACUGUUAUUCUUGGCAAGCUCGAGUCAGGCACCAUCAGUAAAGCCCAGCAGCUGGUCAUGAUGCCAAACCGGCAUGUGGUGGAAGUGUUAAGCCUUUUGUCAGAUGAUGUGGAAACAGACGAUGCUGGUCCUGGUGAAAACCUCAAGCUGAGACUUAAAGGCAUUGAGGAGGAGGAGAUCCUGCCUGGAUUUAUCUUGUGUAAUGCUGAGAAUCUCUGUCAUUCAGGGCGCACCUUUGACGCCCAGAUUGUCAUCAUUGAACACAAAUCUAUCAUCUGUCCAGGUUACAAUGCAGUUCUUCACAUUCACACAUGCAUUGAAGAAGUGCAAAUUACAGCCUUAAUCUGUCUGGUAGACAAGAAGAGCGGAGAGAAAAGCAAGACGCGGCCUCGAUUYGUCAAACAGGACCAGGUCUGCAUUGCCCGCUUGCGCACAGCAGGAACCAUUUGCCUCGAGACCUUUAAAGAUUUUCCUCAGAUGGGGCGGUUUACCUUACGAGAUGAAGGUAAGACCAUCGCCAUCGGGAAGGUUCUGAAGCUGGUUGCUGAGCGGGACUGAAGACGACCAAACUGUACGAGUUUUGGUGGGAAGGAACGGGAUGAGAUCGGUCAUAAACCGCGCCCCAUGGUCAUCAGCGGCAAUGGCGCCUACCUGCCACGCCCCCUUCUUAGUGUUGAAGAUGAUCAGUUUGUGAAAAAGUAACUUGUUUUUAAAGAAAAGAACGAUGGUGUCCACAGGAGUCAGCCUUCUCAUAUUGAGAGCUCUGUUAUGCCAUUCUGGGUUAACCCUCGCUCCACCCCCACCUCACCUCCCAUUCCAGCUGUGCUCCACUCAUAAGAUGAUUUUUUUCUUUUCUUUUUUUUUUUAAAGAUUUUAUUAUUUUUUUCUUGCUGUCAUAAAUGACACUGACAACAAAGAAGUUAUAUCUGUAAUCACAUGUGGACCAGAAGUAAAGAAUUGAUUUUCAGAUCGAAGUGAAAUUAUUUGAAAGAACUCAGCUGUUUGAAACCAGACGUUUAACUUGGUUGUACAUGUUUCCCUUUGCUUUUACCAGUUCUUGGUUUCUCAUGUGGCGUUCAGGCAGCCUGCCUGAGCGUGGUCAAAUAAUAUGAAAGCAAACAACUAUGACAAUAAAAUUAUAAAUUGGGAAA